Oncorhynchus mykiss (rainbow trout) is the source of this 3575-nucleotide messenger RNA. The record is from RefSeq and is a predicted model, not a curated record. Lineage: Eukaryota; Metazoa; Chordata; Actinopteri; Salmoniformes; Salmonidae.
AUGUCUAAUGAACACGCACCCCUCCUCGCCCAUGGGGUGUGUGGUCUGUCUGUAGACACAGCAGUAUGUGGCAUGGGGGGGUCAGAGGGCACUGGGGAGGCCAGCACUCCUAAUGCUGUACCCCGAAAACUCAACACAUUCUUCGGGGUGAUAGUGCCCACCGUCCUCUCCAUGUUCAGCAUAGUCCUCUUCCUCAGAACUGGGUUUGUGGUUGGUCAUGCGGGGCUCUUGCAGGGUCUUGUGAUGCUGCUUGUAGCCUACAUCAUUAUCUCCCUCACCAUCUUAUCCAUCUGUGCUAUUUCCACCAAUGGUGCUGUGCAGGGAGGCGGGGCCUAUUUCAUGAUCAGUCGAUCGUUGGGCCCAGAGUUUGGAGGAAGCAUUGGCCUCAUGUUCUUCCUUGCCAAGGUGUGCGCGUGUGGAGUGUAUGUGCUUGGUCUGGUAGAGGCCAUACUUGACAUAUUUGGUCAGGAUUCAGCGUCCUCCUCUGCAUUGCGGGUGCUUCCCCAGGGAUACUGGUACACAGUGAUGUACUCUUCCAUAGUUCUCCUGCUGGUUCUGUUGGUGUGCCUAGUGGGCGCCCACAUCUUCGCCCGCACCUCCUUUCUCAUCCUGCUGGUGGUGACCAUCUCCUUGCUGUCCAUCUACAUCAGCCCCCUGGCACUGACCACGCCCCUAAACUUCCUCAUCUCCCACCAGGGCCCUGGCAACCAUACCCUCACCUACAAUGCCAGCUACACAGGCUUCAACGGCACAACACUGAGGGACAACCUGGGCUCGAGCUACACUGUGGACUAUAGCACCGGUAAAGAAAUGUCAUUCGCUUCCGUGUUUGCUGUCAUGUUCACCAGCUGUACCGGAAUCAUGGCCGGAGCCAACAUGUCAGGAGAGCUGAAGAACCCCAGUGCUGCCAUUCCCAAAGGCACCAUUAUUGCAGUCCUCUACACCUGCAUAGUCUAUGUCCUGCUCUUCAUUCUGGCCAGCUCCACAUGUGAAAGGACCCUGUUGGUUCAGGAUUACGGGUUCUUCCAGAGUAUAAACAUCUGGCCGCCAUUUGUAACCAUUGGGAUCUACUGUUCCGCCCUAUCAGCAGCCAUGUGCUCUCUGAUUGGGGCGUCCCGGAUCCUCCAUGCCCUUGCACUGGACCAGCUGUUUGGUUUUCCAUUGGCUCCUGCUGCUAUCACUUCCAGCUCUGGUAACCCAUGGGUGGCAGUGCUGUACACCUGGGGGUUGGCACAGUGUGUGGUGUUUGCAGGCCAACUUAAUGCAAUAGCUGGCCUUGUGACCGUGUUCUACCUGCUGGCCUAUGCUGCUGUCGACUUGGCCUGUCUGGCUCUGGAAUGGGCAUCCGCCCCCAACUUCAGGCCCACCUUCCAGGUGUUCUCCUGGCACACAUGUCUGCUGGGCAUUCUGAGCUGUCUGGUGAUGAUGUUUGUCAUUAAUCCUGUCUACUCUUCAGCCAGCAUCAUCCUCCUCUUGCUGCUGUUGCUCUUCCUGCACUACAGAUCACCCACCAGCAGUUGGGGAUACAUCAGCCAGGCUCUCAUCUUCCAUCAGGUGCGUAAGUAUCUGCUGAUGCUGGACGUGAGGAAGGACCAUGUGAAGUUCUGGAGGCCCCAGGUGUUGUUGAUGGUGGCCAACCCUCGCUCCUCCUGCCAGCUCAUCAACUUUGUCAAUCAGCUGAAGAAGGGCGGCCUGUUUGUGCUGGGACACGUGAAGCUGGGAGAUCUGGACACCCUGCCCUCUGACCCUGUCCAGCAGCAGUAUAACUUCUGGUUGAGUCUGGUGGAUAAGCUGGGGGUGAAGGCCUUUGUGGACCUGACUCUGUCCUCCUCUGUGAGGCAGGGCACACAGCAUCUGCUGCGCAUCACUGGCCUGGGCGGCAUGAAGCCCAACACUCUGGUCUUGGGGUUCUACGACAGUUGCACCCCUGAGGACUACUUCCUCCAAGACCCUGCCUUCUAUGAGUCAGAAGAGGCCGGAGGGGAUGAUUUUGGUGUAGAUCUGCCCUCUCUGCAAGCCCACUUCCCUCCAGUUCGCCAUGUGGAGAGCCCACGCUGGCUCACGCCAGAGGAGUAUGUGGGAAUCAUCUCUGAUGCCAUCAAGAUGAGUAAGAACGUGUGUCUGGGCCGCUACUUCUUCCAGCUGCAGGGGGAGAGCAUGGGGACCAAGAUGGACGGGGCUGAGAGGAUCAUCGACGUGUGGCCCCUCAACCUGCUGCGUCCGGGCAGCACCUCAGCAGCCUCUGUUGACGUGUGCAGCCUUUUCCUGCUGCAGAUGGCGUGUGUCCUCAACAUGGCCAGCAGAUGGCGCCAUGCCAGAAUGAGAAUAUUUCUGUGUGUGGAGGCAGAGUCAAGCGACCAGGGCUGGGUGGUUAAAGAGGAGACCUUCCGGGAGCUGUUGAGGAAGCUGAGGAUCAGGGCCUCCAUCAAGAUAGUGCCUUGGGACUCUGUGGUGCAGCUGUACGGACAGAAACAGACACAGGACACAGAGCUGGGGGAGCUGGGCCUGACGAGGUCGGCCCCAGCCCUCUCAGAGGACUUCUUGUCUGCAGUCAACUGCCUGCUGAUGGAGCACAGUGCUCAGGCUGCUGUCCGCUUCCUGUAUUUACCACGCCCCCCUACUCACUCUGGCCAAUCACAACAAUACCUUAGUCAGUUAGAAGCUGUGACUCACGGUUUAGGCCCAACCCUCUUGAUUCAUGGUCUCACCCCAGUCACGUGCACUGAGCUUUGAGUGUGUCACUGUGUGUUUAUGGGAUCAAUAUGUCAUGUAGCUAACUCAAUCCUGAACAUAAUAGAAAGGGCAGUCUGUUGAAAGCAUAACAUAUGAGGUACAUGAUGUAUGUGUUAGUUAGACAAUAAACACAUAGGCACACUACACAACAGGACCUAUUAGUAUAGCUCUGUUCUGUAGGCACAUAGUUUCACAUCUUGUAAUGUAACUCAUUUACACAUCUACUAAUUUCAUUAAUGAACACAUUCGGCACCUAGUCAGUCACAGUAAAAAAAUCCUUCUUUAAGCUGUCUCCUCCCUUUCAUCUACACUGAUUUAAAUGGAUUUAACAAGUGACCUCAAUAAGGGAUCAUAGCUUUCACCUGGAUUCACCUGGUCAGUCUGACAUGGUUUGUACACUGUGUAUAUUUAUUUGUUCAAACUGUAAUUUAAUGGAGUAGAAGAAGAGUUGAGUUCCAACUCUGGAUUCUGAAAUGGAGAAAAGGCUACAUAUGUUUACUUGCUAUGAAAACUAGAAUUUUGUGUUAUUUUAUUUGAUGUUGAACACAUUCUCUUUCCAUUGACCCCUUUUCCCAGCAUAUUCCUCUUCAGAUUGUGACCCAGUUUGGGAGAGCUCACGACUGUCUGGACCACAUGAUCUCUUAGGAUUUUAGGUCAUUCAUUAAUUGGUCAUGCUUGAAAUGCUGCUUUUCUGGACUAUUAUCUGGUCCAUGAUGGAACAUGAGUUCAAAGUUCCUGACCCCGCUCCUAACUAGAUGAGUCCCUAAUGCUUGACAAUAUUAUGUAAUGUUACACAACCACCAAGGCACUAACAGGCAGAUUAAAUAUCAAUUGCUAAUUUA